Plasmodium knowlesi strain H is the source of this 2043-nucleotide messenger RNA. Its product is annotated as IGPS-like protein, putative. The coding region runs from base 1 to 2043 and encodes 680 amino acids. The transcript has a single exon. The record is from RefSeq and is a predicted model, not a curated record. Gene Ontology annotation, molecular function: indole-3-glycerol-phosphate synthase activity; phosphoribosylanthranilate isomerase activity. Gene Ontology annotation, biological process: L-tryptophan biosynthetic process. NCBI's taxonomy places the organism in Eukaryota, Apicomplexa, Aconoidasida, Haemosporida, Plasmodiidae.
AUGAGGAGAUUCGCCUUGAUAAUAAUCAUCACAGUGGUUGUAAUAACGACUUGCAUAUAUUCGGUGAAGAGAACUUCCCCCAGGCAGAAUCUUCAGAUUUUGGAGAAGAGAAAGAAAAUAUCCUUUGUGAGAUACACCCAAACGAAGGACCAUAUAAGAAGUAGUAUCCUAAAGAGGAACGAAAAGCCAAAUCUGAGGAUCUACGGAAAAGAUCACAGGAACCCACACCUAGCAUACGAAUAUGUAAAUAAAAUAAUUGAGAACAAAAAGUAUGAAGUGAGUAAACUGUUGGAAGAAAAUUUUGAGGAAGACAAUCCUCUACAAAUAAGAUUGAAAUAUUUGCAACACACGAUGAAUAAUAAGUUGUCGGAGAGUCUGAAGAGGGCAAAUCCAGAUGAAAAGCACAGGUUGUCCAUGGUAGCUGACAUGAAGAGGAAAAUAUUUUGCAGUGUCUCUAGAGAGAAGGAAGGAAGUCAUUCCACGGUAGAUAAUGUGAUAAACGAAGAGGGAAUGUCUCCAAUGGAGGAAAGCAGUGGAAAAAAUACCGAAAAAAGAACACGCGUCUGGAAGGAGGAAAAUUACAUGUAUCAAAAUAAUUUUCUCAAUUUGGCAAAUCCAGGCAAUGUGAGUCUGAUGCUGCAUGAAAUAGGCUUCGAUGUGUUGAUAGUGAAUAUUGAUAAUUUAUCCACCCAGGGUAAUUUAAACGAUUUAUCUGAUGUGGUUAGAAGUUCGAGAAAGUUUUCUCGAAAUGUGCGCCCCGCAGUAGUGGUGGACGAUGUGAUCAUUCACCCUAUACAAAUUGCCCUCGCAGUGGAGAACAAAGCAGAUGGAGUUAUUUUAAAUUUAUCCUAUUUAAGGAAUGACCUAGAAGACAUGUUAAACUAUUGUGUUAAUUUAGGCACCCAAGCAAUUGUAGAGGUUCACGAUUACAAUGAUAUUUACUUCGCUACCCAGUGUGGAAGCUACAUUUUAAUGAUAAACGAAUUUGAUUUUCUGAAUAAUGAAUACGAGUACAAUCAUGCGAUAAAGGCUAUCAGUUACACCAUCCCUGAGUUAAUUACCAUUGCGAAAAUUAAUGUGGACGAUUUUAAUUAUGCACACAAGUUAGGUAGUCUAGGUUAUGAUAGCAUAUGUUUAGAAAAAAAACUUGUAGAUAAUGAUCUUCCCAAUUUUGUUGAGGCUUGUAAAAGUUGGAGUGCCCCUCACAAAACACUACUCUAUAUGAAUAGGAACAAUUACUUGAAAAAUUUUUUAACCUAUACGAAUAACCCUUCGGGGGAGACACACAAAGAUAUUACGGAAAAUUUGAAAAAAAUGUACGACGAUAAGAAUCUGACAAAUAGGAAUUCCCACGAACUUUUAAAAAAUUACGAAAGGGAUUUUAUCGAUGCGGUAGAGGAGGGAGCACUUGCUCAGUCGGCAGAUCCACAAGGCACACAGCAGGGGAAUAUAGACCCACUUCCAACGGGUAGUAAACAAAAUGGUAAUGGUCCCAUAGCGGAAGAAGGAGAAAAGGUAAAGGAUAACCUUCUAACGAGUGAUGAAAAAAAAAUCGUUCAAAAUUUUAAGAGAGAAAAAAAGAGAGAGAUAUACCUUCUGAACCAAAUGAGAGAUAUCAUAAAACAAGUGGAUGAUCAGUGCAAAAAUUACGAAUCCUUUUCUGAUGAUGAAAAUAAAAAGAAGGAAGAAAAAUUGGAAACCCUUUUGGAAAAUUUUACCAAAAUGGAUAAAAAUUUUCUAAGAGGGUUUUUUUCAGAUGAAGAAAUUAAGAACAUAGAGAAUAGCAUUAGGAAAUCCAUACAGCAAAAGGAGAAAAUCGAAAAGGGGGAAAUAAACAUUGAUGAAAACAGUGUGGCUAGGGACAUUUAUGGCUUUCCAGCUAACCAAGGGGAAAAUUUUGACAUUACUAAACUGACGAAGGAGUUCUUUGACAACGAUUCCGGGGGGGAGAAACAGUCAGAUGAGGAGUCGCACAAGUUGGGGCUUGAUUCCACGGGCGAUUCCUCAGAUGGGGCAUCUUCCAGGGGGGUGGACUCUCAGUAG